UGUAGUAAGCCACACUGGGCCAGUCGGAAAGCGCGCGAUCAGCUCGCGCACGCGCUUUUAAUACUUUAGCUGCCUCUAAAGUUUACGCGGGAAAAGUGUUUGAAGAAAAUUAUAACUUGGAAUGAUGGCAGCAGCGAAAUGCGCUCGGGCACUCACGCUUUUAGCCGCCAUGGCGGUAGCGCAUAGCCUGACCAUGGACGAAGAAGCAACGAAUGACGUUAUAGCCGCAGCGGCGUCCACUCCUCAAGACGGAGAGGUGGCGAUCCUCAUCCGUGGUCCACAUGGCACCGGCAGGAGAGAAGAACUGCUCCACGCCAAGGGAGCUGAUGAUGCUGCCAUCUCGCUUUAUUACAACCGGAAAAGCAAUAAGGUGUCCUUGGAAAGUCUUCGCGGAGGCAGUUUGAAGUCUGUUUCGUGGGGCCUAGGAUCCCACCCUCGGAGCACUUUAGUCCUAGUAGUGUACCCUGAGAGAGUACAACUCUUCGUAGGCUGCAAGCGCCUCCACUGGCACACCAUGCCUGCUACCCACAACUUACUGAAAUUGUUGGCUAAUCAGAAAUUGAAACUGUACCGUGAAGAAAACGCACCAGUAGAAAUAUAUGGAAACGAGAGAGCAGCUUUGUCAUCUUUAAGUUGCGACCGUCCAGACGAUUCGAUCAGGCCUCCAACUACGGUCGUUGUGGAUGAUGAUUCCGACAUGUUAGACGUAAAGGACUUUAUAGCGAAUAACGCUAGAAACAAGAGAGAAGAGCAGAUGCAAGGAGAUGACUACAGAACUAACUACAUUGAUGAGAACGGAGUUCUACCUCAACCGACUACGCAGAGAGGAGAUAUUCCUUCCAACGGGAUUGAAACAUGCGACGACGAAGUGAUACGCCAGUUGCAACUUCUCCGUCAGACCAUAGACCACCUUCGCCGGGAAGUGGGCGAGCAGAAGGGGACAAUAGACAACUUGCGGGCUCAGCUUCGCCAGUGUUGCCACCGUGUGCCUACUCCACCACCAGUGGAACGAUGCUCCGGAUCUUCAUGUUACCCUGGUGUGGAAUGCCGCAACACGGCCACUGGGUUCGAAUGUGGCUCGUGUCCUCAAGGCAUGGAGGGCGACGGACGCCGCUGCAGACCCAUCUCGUGCAGCAGGAGACCUUGUUCUGGUGUGGAGUACUGUAUAGACUCGGAACAAGGCUACCGCUGCGAGCGCUGUCCGGGUAGACAGACCAGUGACGGGCAGACUUGUCACUCCGCUUGCAGUUCCAACCCUUGCUUUGGAGGACGUGUGCCAUGCCAAGAUAUGCCGGAAGGAGGAUACCGUUGCGGCCCUUGCCCGAGUGGGUACCAUGGAAACGGAGAGCAAUGCCACCGGCUCGAAUGUCAACCGAAUUCUUGCUUCCAAGGAGUGGAAUGCACAGAAACUGCAUCGGGGCCCAGAUGUGGUUCAUGCCCUGAUGGGUACGUGGGUGAUGGGCAGAGGUGUCAGCAUAUCUGCGACGCCCGUAGACCUUGUGCUGAUAGAAGAUGCACUCCCACUUCAACCAGCCCCUUCUACGACUGCGAAGGAUGUCCUCAGGGCUAUGAGUGGAAUGGUUACACCUGCGUAGACAUGGAUGAAUGCGAUUUGAUUCGCCCCUGUGAUGACCUGGUGUCCUGUCGGAAUGAGGACGGCGGGUUCACCUGCGGCCCCUGUCCUAUCGGCUAUGAGGGGAGCUCGGGAUGGAGAGGAUCCGGCAACGAGCGCCGCCGGGAGCAAUGUGUAGAUGUGGAUGAAUGUGCUGAUGGCAGGGCCACCUGCCCUAGAGGACGGCUCUGUGUUAAUACCCCUGGAUCAUACACAUGCGUGCCGUGCGGUGGAAAUUACUACGUGAACACCUCGCGGCCAUGUUUCGAUGCGGACUCUCUAAUACAACGCUGUGACCCGGCGCGUUGUCGACGCUACAACGCCGUCUGUGGGUACGGCCAGAGGUGUGUCUGUGCUACCGGCUGGGCAGGUAACGGUACCGUAUGCGGUCCAGACAGGGACCUUGACGGGUAUCCCGACCAACGACUACCCUGCUCCGAGCCCCACUGCACUGCCGACAACUGUCCUGAAGUCUCCAACUCCGGGCAGGAAGACGCUGACAAAGACGGCAUUGGGGACUCAUGCGACCCUGACGCUGAUGGUGACGGUAUUGCUAAUCAUCCGGACAACUGCCCAUUAACCCCGAACCCGGACCAACUCGACCGUGAUGAGGACAGGAGCGACAAGCGAGGUGACGCCUGUGACAAUUGUCCCAGAAGAUACAAUCCUGGCCAAGAGGACGCCGACGACGAUGGACUAGGAGAUGUCUGCGAUCCCGACAUGGAUAACGAUGGUAUUCUGAACGAGCAGGACAACUGUCCUCGGGUGUACAACCCUCAACAAGAGGAUAUGGACGAGGACUACAUUGGGGAUGCCUGCGACAACUGUCCGAGGGUCCGGAACCCUUCACAGGAAGAUGGAGACAAGGAUAACGUUGGCGAUGCAUGCGACAGCGACGUUGAUAGAGACCAGGAUGGUAUCCAAGACGGUAUCGACAACUGUCCAAACUUAGCGAACAGUGACCAACAAGACGUGGACAAUGAUGGUAAAGGCAACGCCUGUGAUGACGAUGAUGACGGUGAUGGGAUACCUGACCUCGAAGACAACUGUCCUUUGGUCCACAAUCCUGAUCAGCUAGAUUCUAACGGUGACGGCAUCGGCGACAUUUGUGACAACGACAACGACGGAGACAAAGUGAUAAACGAACUGGACAACUGUCCCAACAACUCCAAAAUAUUCCGCACUGAUUUCAGAAACUACAUGACAGUCCGUCUGGACCCCGAAGGUGAGUCCCAGCAGGACCCGAACUGGGAGAUCUAUAACCAAGGGGCGGAGAUCCUGCAGACCCUUAACUCCGACCCCGGUCUGGCUGUCGGCUUCGAAAACUUUGGAGGCGUCGACUUUGAAGGCACCCUGUUCGUCGAUACCCAGAUCGACGAUGACUACGUCGGUUUCAUCUUCGGAUACCAGAACAACAAGCGCUUCUACGUAGUGAUGUGGAAGAAGAACACACAAACGUAUUGGCAGACCACACCGUUCAGAGCAGUAGCUGAACCUGGCAUACAGUUGAAACUGGUCAACUCCAAGACUGGCCCCGGAAAGACUAUGCGGAAUUCGCUGUGGAAUACCGAGUCUACCCCCGAUCAGGUAACUCUCCUCUGGAAAGACCCUCGCAACGUUGGUUGGCGCGAGAAGACCGCUUACCGCUGGCGUUUGCUGCACCGUCCGAAGAUCGGCCUGAUCCGUCUCAAGAUCUACGAGAACAACCGCCUCGUCGCCGAUUCUGGCAACGUGUAUGACUUCACCCUCAACGGCGGUAGACUCGGCGUCUUCUGUUUCUCCCAGGAGAUGAUCAUCUGGUCCAACUUGGUGUAUCGGUGUAAUGACAAAAUUCCUUCGAACAUCGUAUCGGAGCUGCCCACCCGGCUACAGAAGAAGCUUGACGUAGACCACGACUUUAUCUACGCGUAGAAAUGAAGACUAAACCUCGAAUUUUAGUUUAAAGUGCCAAAAUAUGUAAAUACAUAUUUUUUUUACAAAACUUAUGCAUUUUCUACUUUGUUUUUUUGUAAACAUAAUUUUAAGUUGUAAGCUAAUUAUAUCGAUGCAGUUUAAUAAUAAGA
Molecule: messenger RNA, 3675 nt
Organism: Pectinophora gossypiella (pink bollworm)
Lineage: Eukaryota; Metazoa; Arthropoda; Insecta; Lepidoptera; Gelechiidae
Gene: Tsp
Product: cartilage oligomeric matrix protein
Exons: 21
Coding region: 122-3523 (1133 amino acids)
Biological process (GO): cell adhesion
Cellular component (GO): extracellular region
Molecular function (GO): calcium ion binding
Source: RefSeq, a predicted model, not a curated record